Messenger RNA from Caenorhabditis auriculariae, 10119 nucleotides. NCBI's taxonomy places the organism in Eukaryota, Metazoa, Nematoda, Chromadorea, Rhabditida, Rhabditidae. The record is from the annotation of a GenBank genome assembly.
AUGGCCAAUUACGGGUGGCAUCGGCAGAGAAUGCGCGACGGGUCAUCAAGAGCUACUUAUCACUGGGUAUUUUUUGUAACCUAACUUGAAAAAAUCCAGAGUUUCAGCCACAAGGAUGGCACCGUUCGGUUUUGGCAAGAAUCAGGAGAGCAUCUUCAAAUUUUAUAUCGACUCAAAACAGCUUCUCACUUUGAACGGCUUGAGGAAAUGGAAGCUUCUGAUAAAGUUUCUCACGCUGUGAAAAGUAUUGAACUUUGUUUGGAGGUUAAAUGAGAGGAAUUCUCGAUAAAAAUGAGGAUUUUUGCAGUCGCGACAACUUUUGGUAGCCGGAAUGUCGGGCCAAGUGACGUUGUUCAGGUUUUCCAAAACGGAGAACAUGAAUUCGAUAGCGGUGGUCAAUAUUCCGCUGCUGGGCAAUCCGUCGACGUCGUGGGCCUCUGGACCGGGCUUGACGGGAGAUGAGAAGACGAACGGCCCGGCCGGCGCCUCCAAGGAGAUCCGACGGCAACGGAAGGUUAGUUGGAAGCCGUGUCGUCUCCUUGGAUAUCUCGAAGCUUUUCGUCGGUCGGAUUCUCAGUCAAGGAUUUGAAAAGAAAUUUAUGACCAUUCCACUCAAAAUGAUUCGAUAUUGGAAGAUUUUUCGAAACCUCAAAACAUUUUUUUUUUUCAUUCAGCACAUCAUCUUUAAAAAAAAGAGAAACAUUUCUAGGUCAUUGAUCAAAACAUUCAUUUUCGAGCGGGAAAUGUUAUCUAGAAUGGAGAGUCCUUUUACCUAGCAUACUGGGGGUUUCUAUAGAUUUUUCUAAACAAUCUUCGAAGAACUGGAAUCGAUCACAAUCAAUCGCUCUCUGUGCAAACUUCUAGAUUAGGAGAUUUAGAAUAGUUUCAAAUACCGAGUUUAGGAGAAAGCUCGGUAUGAAAUCCAUAUUUCGCAACUUGAAAAGUUCAUUUCUUCAAAAAUCAAAGUUCGCGAAGAUAGCGACUAUGCCGGUCCGAAUUCUAUUCCACUGCAAAUUUUUCGAGCAAUUUUAAAGAAAUUUUCAGAAAGCUAAGUAGAAUGAUUCUCCAUGUGAGUACAUAGUCUUUUCAGAGACUUUUUUUUCAAGUUUUUUGAAAACUCAGAAGUCUUGCAUGGCCUUAAAUAACACUGAUAAUGGCUCUUCGUUUUGAUAGUAUUAAGAAAAUUCAGUGGGCGUUUUCAAAAUUCCUGUAGGGUUUCUGAAAAGACAGAAUAAUUAUUGAAAACUUAUCAGGGAAAACCUUCGAAAAUCCACCGACACGUAUAACUGUUGAACUUUUAUAUUAUCGUCGUUUUGGAAAUUCCGGACUCACUUUACUAUUUAUCAGAACUGUUUCAAGAAGGAAUUGACGCGGAAACGAUUCCGAAGGGUCAUUUUUUCCAAAACGACAAUGCAACUUGAUAUGCCUAGCCGAAUAACAGGAAUUAACAUAACUACGUCUUUUACCACCCCCUUUGGAUCGUUUUCAAUCUAACUUUCCUUUGUACCUUUAAUGAUUGCUGUUUUCCUUUCCCGUUAUAACUUUGCUGAUGCUUUCACCGGCUGGUUUUCAUUCAGAAGAUUUUUUGAGGAGAUUUUUGAACAAAUUUGAAACCAGUCGCAAAUAACGAGAAAAAAACGCUUGAAUUUCCAUUCCACCUAACAGCAAAUGAUGGCUCGUUUGAAGUGUUUCUAGUUGAUGUGAGUCGGUAAUCGAGCAUUCCAGAAAUUGUGUCACAUCGGACGACGACGAUUUUCGUUUCAAUUUUUGCCGACACAACUUGUUGAGUUAUGGCCCGGUUUCGCUUUUUUUUUUUCAAAAUUUCAUCGAGGUUUUUUGAGAACGUGAAAAUUCAGCUGAAAACUUGAGGCUUGUCACUAGAGAAAUGGCAGCUUUUUUGCUUGAUUUUCAUGUUCUUUUUUUCGUUUUCUCACUACUCGUUUUGCACCCUUUCCAUGGGCACUGAACAUCUGGGACACUUUUAACGAUUUUUCUUGAAUUUUAAUUUUUUUUUUUUCGGUUUUCCUAUGGAACAUAGUUUGAAAAAGUUCGAGUUAGAUGAAGUAAAAAAACAGUUUCCUUUUAGAUAUCUCCAGUUCAAAAAUUGUGAAAAAUAAACAUUUUUUUCAUAGAAAAUAACAGUUAGCCCUUUAAAAAGUUAUGACUAAGUCAUAGUGAAUAAAUUUAUAAUACAACUUAAAAAUAGAUAAUUUGAAAUACAAACACAAAUAACAUGCACCUUUUUCAAACCUUCUCACGCUCACCUGCAAAUUUUCCUCCUCAUUUUAACUUCUUUCCUUAUUCUGUUAUUUAGAAUGCGGUAUUCCAUUAAAUUUCUCCUCCAUCAUCUCUUUUCUUGUAAUGCUAUUCCUAAUUUCGUUUUCAUUUCCGUUUUAUUUAUACGAUUCUUAUUAAGUCACUCUUUGAAAUACUAUGGGGAAAAAGAUAAAGAAUAAAUUUAAAUAAUUUAAGAGUUAAUUGAAGGAUUUUUAGGUGAUGAGUCGAGAUUCGACCAAUUCCUUCGAUACCAGCGACUCUGGUGACGAGAGAAUCGUGCCUUUUAAGGUUCGAGGUGCUCCCGUAAAACGGCCGCCGGGAUUUCAGGUUAUUAUACAUAUAUUCGAAAUGCGCAAUAAAUAAUAUACCAAAAAUUAUACAAAACUCGACUCCACUUUAUCAAUUCAAGUUGAACUUUAAAUCCCGCAAUUUUUUUUUGUGCGAAAUGAAAAUGAAUUUAUAAUGUCAACCGUAGACAAUAUUUGAAAAAGGUGUUUGAAAAAUGUCAAAAAUGAAAUGUCAGUACAAAUUACGUGAAAUGAGAUUAACCCUUUGAGCUUUUAAAAAGCAGCGGAGACGAUAGCGCUAAAAGUCAGACUGUAAUAUCGAUGUAUAGAUAGAUAUUUGCAGCCCGAACUAGCUUGUUUCAUUCCUUGGCCUUCACAUGCGAAAGUCGACAAUCUGACGUCGAUAGCGUUGAAUUCAGCCUACGGAGUCAUUGCCCUUGGUUUCACUUCUUCCGGUCCAACAAAGAUGAUCCACCCCUUUCCAGGAACUUCGAGUGGCCUGGCCCUCGUGGACAUCACCCAAUGCGCCUUGAUCUACGCCUGGACCAGCAGCGAGCUGUACGGCUCCGAGCCGACGCCGGCCAUCCAGCUCAACAGCCAGUUCGGCGACGCGCCCAGCCCUGUCGAGGUACGGCACAGAGUGCCAGCACCGCCCAAAUCAGACGACAUCUUUCACAAAAAGAGUUCAAUUACCUGAACACCUACUUAACGAACUAAUAUUGGACCUAUUACUAACUUGUCUAGGUUUAUGACAGAAUCAGCUGCGUGAAAAGUGGACGAUUAUGCGCUCCAUGGGAAGUUCAAGGCGCAAAAACGUCUUUUUCUCAAUUUUUCUCAAUUUUUUUUAAAACUUUGAUUCAAGGCGUCUCAUCCACUCAAAAGCAACGAGAGGAAUAAAAAAAUUUUUCAAAAAAAGUUCAAUUGAAAAAAUUGUUUUUAAUUUCAAUGAUUUCUAUGACGAAGACAAAAUGAUGCAAUGAAGUUUGAAACAAAAAAGUAAUCUUUUGCGGAAAAUAGCCCUAGAGCGCAUAUUCUUCUCCGCCAUUCACGGCUUCUUCAGCUGUUCUGUCAUAUACCCUCCUGUCUGACGUGACGCAUGUUGCAUGAAAGGAUCUAACUGCAUGACGUUUUGCGGUGGACUCAGUGUAGUCGUGUGUUUUGUAUUUCAGUCGCCGGAAGAGCCUCGAUCAGGCAGAGCGACACCGGCUUCGCCCAUACCGACGCCUACAAUCACGACGAAGGCGACCUUAUCGACGAGUGUGACGGUGAAGUUGUCGAAUGGACUUCUGACGGCUGGAGAGACGACUUCGAUCGCGCGCUGCAAGUCGAUGAACAAUGGGAAAGGCUCAGGAAUCGGUGGCAUCUUCCGAAGGAACACGGCCGAGCUGGCGGCCACCAUCCGAGAACGUUACUCCCAUCCGACGGCUCAACUCACUCCUGACCGGCCUGACGUCGAGCCGCCGCCCUCAAGAGGUCAGACUCCUCCGCCAACUCCGAACGAAGCGGAGACGGUCAAGGCGAGAAGCCAUUCCGUCAAAGGAUCCAUCAUGCGCCGCUUCACCAAGGGAUCUUCGACCAAAGAGAAGCCGACAAUGUCUCUUUCUCGCUCCAGAAGCUUCCACUCGAACAUUUCUGAAGAAGGUGAGCAGGGUUCUUACCUGGUUUCUUUUUUGCUUUUAAUUCUUUUUUCGACUUGCUUGGUUAAAGCUUACUUUUUCGAUAUCGCUCGUUGAAAAAUUUAUUACCUUUAUCGCUUUCAUUGGAAUUAGUUGUGCUGUCUUUCAUUCUUUGUUUUUUCUUCAAAUUUUGGAGAGAUUUAAUUUUUAUCGUUGUUUCAAGUGGACUUUUUAGUGCCUCUGUUCCCUUAAUAUCAUUAUUUUUGUCUGUCUGUCUGUCGUGUCGUGCAGUUCUCUUCUCAAUGUUAGGGGUCCUUUGUUACUUCUGCGAUAACUUGAAUUUUCCAUGAUUUGAGUAGAUGGAAGGUCGUUUCUUGAGUAAGCUAGGUCGGGAGACAAAGGUGGUGUUGUAGUCGCCGAGCAGCCUGGAGCCGCCGCGGAGCUCCCUCGUCCGCCUCAACACCGACGUCAAGCAAAAGUCGUUCGAAAGCCGACGGCCGCAGUUGUUCAAGACGCAAAGCGUCAUCGAACACACCAACGGCGGUAGUCCGCGAGGUUUUGUUUGUAAAUCCCAACAACGCAGAAAUUUUCUCUAGAUAUUCUGCUACGAUAUUCCUAUUACAGCCCCAUCAAAUAGAUCAAAUUCUAAGAGAAUUUCGUUUUUUUUUCAUUGAACAGACCUCAGUUUCUUCUCAAAAAAUAUAAAAAUAGAUUUUUUUGAAAUUCACUUCACUAGAUCAUAAAAUAGGUAAAUUUAGCAAAGUUGGUAAAUUAGCAUAUUCUACAAAAAUACUUUGGUUUCUUUUUCAAGUUUCUGCCGAUUCUUAGCAAUUUUCAACACCUAUUUCAGAAUUUGGGAUCUCUUUUCAGGAAAAACUCCAUUUUUCAAUCAUCCAGAAAAAAAUAUUACCACACUAAAAAAUACUCCUAUGAACUCAAUAAUUUGAUAUUUUGAAGAUCUUCGUCUUCUAUACCUAAUCUCAGGUUUUUUUUUGUUCAAACCUUCUUCAAUUAUAUAUUUUCUCCUUUUAUAUCCUCUGUGCUGUUAUUUUUUUAUCAUUUUCAUAAGCCUCUAUCCUGUAGAAACUUACAAAGAAGGUCGUUUCUCAUCAUUUCGAAUUUUCAGUUUGAUCUCCUUGAAUUUCUUCGAAGGACUAGUAAAGUUUGAAAAUAAUUUUUUUUGGGAUGCAUAGCUCGGAGCUAAUUUUAACACGAAAUAUGGUAUUUCGCAUCUCUAAAAUUAUAGUGAAGCGAUUUUGAGGAUCUUUGUCUAGAACUUUCAGAGAGUCAUGAAAAACAUUUCUAGUGGAAUAAAAGCUGAACGACCUCCUUUGUAAGCUUUUUUUAAUUCAAAGAUAGUGGAGGUAGUACGCAACUUGGUUAAGGUGAGAACUCGCCGGGACUGUCGCGGGCCGGAAACGGGUCGCCGUCGACGAGCAGCCUGGAAAGGGCGAUGGCGCCGCCGGUCAACGAGAGCGUCACUUCGUUGCAGUUCAUCCAUUCUCACUCUCGGAGGAAUGGUCCGUUUGAGAGUCUCAUAAUGAAAAAACCUCCCGAACAGUUCAAAUCAUGCCUCAUAAGGGAUAUUUUUUUCGCUUCAAUUCUUAAGUAAGCAUUCCACGAUUGACAUUUUCAGAACGAAAAAUUUUGGUUUAAAAUGAAGAAAAGCGCAUGAUAAAUUGGAGAAAGUCCCUCCGAUCAUUUCAGACGCGAAAAUGGCGCCUUGUUUGUGGGUCGGCACUUCGGCGGGAACAACGAUCGCUUUGAAUUUGAUCUUGCCCGAAGAUCGAUUCGUUUCCACGGUUGUUGUGGCUCCGUCCGGUUGGUUUCGCACUUCUUUUACCGCAAAAUAUCGACUUUUUUUCAAUAGAGAAGCAUCUAGAUUCUAACAACUAUCCGUAGAGCGCACAAAACUCUAUUGCUCGGAUCGCGCUUUCAUCUAUCUGCAUAUUUCUUUCCAUUUCCUUCUUUCAUUUUCUCAAAUUCGAUGUGUUAUUCACACGCUCAGGCUUCUUUUCUUUCUUUUUCUGCUAAUUUGCUCAUGCUAUCGCCUUUCUUUUACCCACCAGCUUUUUUAUAUCUUUAUUAAUCAUUUGCUGGCUAAUUCUAAUAAUUUGCAUCUUUUCCCAAGUUAAUGAAAGAUGAGCUGAAGAUAUAAGGAUGAAAAUUUAAGAUCUCUAAAUUAUUCGGGCUUUUUUUCGCACUUGAUCGUUUCUUUGACAAACCAAGGUGUGAAAAAUUAAUUUUUUUCAAAAUAUCAAUCAAAAUGAGAAAAAAUAGAAAUCAUUUACCAUGGAGCAUAAUUAAACUAAACGACUGAUUUAACACGCUGUCUCCGUUAUUCUCAAAAAUUUCUAAAAGCAACGGGUACAAUAAAAAAAAUUUUUUUUGAUUUUGACAAAACUUCAUCCAGUGUGAUAACCCAUCAUCAGAAAUGCGGACCCAACUUUUUGAGCCAUUUCCUCUUACUGUAGCCGGGUUACGGUAGGCAGGUGGGCACCUGCGUAUCUCAGUAUUUAUGAGUUUUUAUUAGGCAAGUGAUAUAUCAAUCGAUAGGUAAUCCAAUUUUAGGAACUCUUACAGUACAUACCAUCAUGGGUUACGGUGGGAAAAUUUUGAGUUACGGUACUUUUUGUGUCCGCCGAGUCAGUUUUUCGACCACCAUGAGCUUGAACCGGGAGAUCCAUUCUUCCUAACUUCUCAAAAGAUACCUUAUGAGAAGCUGUACAAGCUGUUACUAGUUUGAAAAAAUCCUAGGUGGACCAUCAUUUCGAAAAAUCGCCUCGAAGGCGCGCAAUCGUGGUCUUGCGGCGGCCAAGUGGGUGAAGUCCAUGAUGCCUGACGGCUCAUUCUUCAGAGAUCCAUCCCAAUCUUUGUUCCCAUUUCACUAAUAGACAUCUAUUAUUGAUUUUUAUUUCAAUUUGAGAUGUUUUCGGGUUGACCAUCAUCUCGAAAUUUCAUUUUGAACCUAAAUUUGGCCUAAAAUGGCCGACUCGGCUUUUUUCACGGGAUCCCUGACCCCGUAUGUGACCGUUCUCAACUUUUUUCUUUCUUAAACAUGAACAAGAGUGUCUGAACAACAGUUUUAUAACAAUCGGAAACCCUUUUGAGAGGACCAUCAUCUCGAAAUAUCGAUUUGAACUCAAAUAUCGGCUUAGUUUCCCCAUUUGAAGUUUUUAUCAUUUACAUCGAAACCUAUUCUGCCAAUUUCUUUUCAAAACAGCUAAUCAAAAAUGAGAAAUGUGAAAUACCAAGAAAUUUUUUUCAUAAAAGAGAAAACUCGUCUUUCUGACUACCGGUGAGGUUGAAACUUAACUUUCAAGGCUUUCAAACUUAACUUUCAAGGCCGUUGUUUUUUUGAGAAUAACGGAGACAGCGUGUUAAGUUUCUUUUAUAAUUGAAAUAUUUUUAAUGGAAAAAGUUCCCAAUUUUUCAGCUCAGCUUUCAUAAACCUCGUUUUUUUUUUUUCCUGCAACGCUUAAAUCUAACUGGUUAUUUUUUCAGCAGUGGAAGAAAGUAAGUUAACGACAAGCUGAAUGUUGUAAAACUUAUUAUUAACAUACGAUCUGUGCGUCUUUUUGUGGGGCGUUCCGAAGGUGUUUUCAGUUGUUUUUUCGCCUUUUUUGCAGUGUGUCGUGUUGCUUUUUGCUGGCUUUUUCCGCUUCUAACAUUUAUUUGCGCUUUUUUAUCAAUGUUAUUUUCAACAAGUUUCCUCUCGGUUGGUUACUAUCGCUCAGUUUUUUCUUCAACUAAUUUCAAAACGAACUAACAUGUGAACUUAAGCUUUAACUUAGUUAAUUUCCUCGCAACACUUUUAAAUGGUCCCUUGAUUCUCAAAAUCUUCAGUUCGGGUGAAGGCGACGAUUUCAACUAUCGGUACGUUGUGGUUAGAACGGAUUCCCGUUUCCUCCCUGGUUUCCAACGAAUGCUUAGAAAUCCCACUGUGUAGUUUUGUAACAAUAGAACAACGCCUUAUUUCUAACCUUUCUGUUUUCAAAUCCAUUAUGUAGCUAACAAAAAGUAAGAAAACUCUCAAAUUUAUCAUUUUGAAACUUAAUUCCUAGGUCUGCAUGUUUGUUGAGCAAUUUUGUGUUAAUUGCAAAAAAAAUUUCAGUUCUGCAUGAUUUUCCGAAUUGCACAUUUCGAUUUCAAAAAAUUAUUGAAAAAGACUUGCUUAGAUAAUUGAUAAUAACUUUGUGUUUGUAGCUAUGUAACAUUAGCGUUUUUAUUUCUUAUUUUUUGGCGUUGAUUCGCCUUGAUUCCUGGUUUUCAUUGUGAUUUUGAGCUCUUCUUUCCUUUUUUGAUGGGAAAUGACUGCGUUCAGGCACGGUGGUGAAGCUGAAAGGCCAGGUGCUGUACCAGACGUUCAUGGACAGUUCGUUCUGUCUGGUCAGCGCCGCCGUCGAGUCCUACAAGGAGACGAGCCGCGAGAGCAAGGACACCAACAGUCCCGAAAGAUCACUCACUAAUAGGGUUUGUGGAUGUUCCGAGGGGUUUCCAGGAGGCGGAAAUUUAGUAUUUGUGGACUUCCGUUUCACAAGCAGUUCAUUUUACUUUCCAUUCGAGAAUUUUCUAAAAAUUAGCCAGUUGGAAUUCCUGGAUUUCCUUUUUUUUAAUAAAAUGGAUAACGGCAUCAAUAAAAUAAACAUGGAUAGGAACUUUAUCAAACAAAUAAGAUUUCACGCAGGACUUUCCAUCUUGAACAUGAAAGAAUGAUCUGAUAGAUUUUUUUAAAAACUUGAAAAAAAUUUUUUAAGGCUCGCAAGAAAUCUCUUCAAUAGCAAAUUUUUUUCUCGAAAUAAAAUAACUUUCAAAGAUUUUUUUGGCUUUGAGGUGACUGCGUGAUUCCAAGUAACCCAAAGGGCAAAAAUUCAAGAAUAAAGGAAUUUUUUUCUGUUUUCUAACUAAAUUUUUUUCUACUUUUUUUACAUAUUAUCAACGAAUUAAUCUCGUUGAAAAGUUACCGAAUCCCUUUGUAAAUAAGAUCCUUCCUAUAAAAAAAAGUUAUUUUUCACUUGUUCCAGGAUGAUGAGGUCUGGAGAAGAUCUAACCAAGCAGAAUUUAAUCAAAUUUUCAAACUUUUUAUAUCUCCCUCGUCAGAUUUUCUUUUUACUUUUCGAAAAUUGGAUUGAUUUUUUCAGACUCUGACAAAGGGAAGCCUCGCUCCGCAGUAUUCGAACUCGAUCGACGUCAACGACGAGAUCUCUCAAGUGCUGGUGGUGGUCGCCGAGAUGGAGGUCAAGGUGAUCGCCUUGCCCAGCUUCAGCCAGCUCUUCGUCCACAAAUGCGAUGAGAUUCCUCUCGUCAAAGUGAGCUUCCCUUGAAGGCCUCUCGGAUCUUCAACUAGCAAAAUGAUUUAUUCAGGCAUAGGGAAACUAGAACAAUCGCUUCAGAGUUCUCAGUAUUUUUUUUUAAAUGUUUUUUUGUUUGCGGAUAUUCUGUGAAAUUUCGCAAAUUACCAAUUUUUAGAAAAACGUCUGAAAGUAGGUUAAAGAUCAUUUUCCUCUGAUUGAUUGAUUGAAGUUUUUGAUUAAUAUACAGUCUGUAUUCAAUUUAUACAACUUUAUUGUUUUCUUCCGAGAAGCCAAGCGCAUUCAUCUAAUUUUUCGGUAUCCUCUAAUAUUUUGCAAAGUUGAUGCGUGUGAGGAUAAUUUUCUAAACUUUAAGAUUUCUCGAAUAAGAAUUUUUGUGGAACUUUAAGCAAAGUAGUGCCGCAUCAAAAUCUAUUCAAAAAUGUUGUUUCUUGAAAUGAAAUUCAUCGAAAUGCCUCUGAAGACUCAUGACGACGUCUUCAGGCCAAAGCGACGCAUGUCCGCGGAUUCCCAGUCCUGAUGUGUCUUUCUGCGGCCGGCCAGAUGGUGGUCCUUUCACUGCCGUCGCUCCGCCUCCUCCACACUUCGGCCCUGCUUCCGCAUUCUGUCGAGAUUGAAGACUCGUGA